AUGGCGCGCCCGGUGCUCGCCGCCACCGCCGCAGACGAGGUGACCUCUGCGCCUCUCGUCGCCUUCGGGUGGUCGCACGACGUGUUGGACCCGAUAUUUCGCUUCUCCUCACUAGGCGAUGACCCCGGCUCGGGAUGGGUCGGCGGCGCGGCCUCCGCCCGGAGAGAAUAUAACGGGACCUCGUGGGUUGCGACGCGAGCGCCAGGCGCAAGCGUCAGCGCCUCCUUCUGGGGCAGCGAUAUAUACUGGUACGGCGAGCCGAGCAGCGCCAACCUCACGCUGACGGUGAACGGCGUCGAGGCGCCGGAUAAGCGCGAGAACCGCCUCGUUGCGUAUACCAGCGGCAUCCCGCCGCUGGGGUAUACUAACGUGACACUCACGGUGAACUCGGGAUUCGUGAAUCUCACGAUGGUGAAUAUCAGGCGGUACGCGUACGUGGCGAAUGUCCCGCAGAACAUGUACAUCGGUGACAUCAUGCUGCGGGGCUCUUGGUGGGAUUUGCCUGUGUCGGCGUGGCGUGCGGUCGAAGGGGGAGCAGCCAAUGCCAACUUCACUACGAGCGGGGCGUGGAAUGUGCGCUCCGAGCUCGCCAGCAUCGCCCUCCCUCAUCUUGUGGGCUCCCCUGGCGCGUCGCUUCGAUUCAACGUGCCCCCUCGCACGACGUAUCUACAGAUAAAUGGGACGGCCACGAACACAGCCGCGCGGUAUACGGUGUCUCUCUCCCCGGACCCCCUGCAGGGCGGCCCCGCGAUGUCGACGAUGACGGCGCGGGCGUGGCCACACGUCGUGGAGUACUUUGGCCUUCCCCUUGAUCCGGCACAGCAGUAUGCCGUGAGCGUCACGACGCUGGAGGGGGAUGUCGGACUUCAGAGCAUCUUGUUUAUUGGUGACGAUUAUCAUGCGCGCGGGGAUCUCGUAUCAACUCUCCCGCCAGGCAUGAACGACGGCUCGGGCGGCGGCCAGACGACCUCUGGGUCCGAAGCGUCUUCUGGCUCCAGCAAUGGAUCCGGUGCCAAUCCAGGAGGGAGCCCGGGUUCUGAUGGAACGAGUCCUAGCACUGGCGCAGACCCUGGCAAUGGGGGCAGAAGGGGAGGCAAGCCCAAUAUCGGUGCAAUAGUCGGCGGAGUCCUCGGCGGUGUCGCCCUCCUCGUCGCCCUCGCCCUUGCUCUCUGGCUUCUCCGCAAGCACAAAAGCAAACGGAGCACGAUUUACAGCGCUUUUGAGGUAGACGAUGCCGCGCCGAAGCCGCAGGCCUUCUACAGAAUUUCCUCACGUCGGAGCAGCGAAAAGCCGCACUUGCACACAAGGGACGACAUAGCGCUGUCGCCCAUCUCUGCCGAGCGCGCACCUACCCCCCUGCUCGCGCGCACGGAGGAUCCACCCCCCUCCAUUUCCUCUCCUAGCGAGUACCACCCACUUUCGUCCGCCGGCACGACUGGACCCUCGACUCCCGUCCAGAGCACCCAAUCGCACGCCGUACCUUCUGCCUCGACACCGCCUGCGCCUUCCCAUGAUCCCAAGCUGGAACGUCCUUCCGCGCCGCGUCCCCGCCGGGUACGAGAGACAGGCCCAGACGAGCUGCAGGAAACGGACGCGGGACGGAUCGUGGCGGUUGCGCCCCCGCGAUAUGAUCCGGCGUGGCGGGAUGAGUGA
Messenger RNA from Cutaneotrichosporon oleaginosum, 1653 nucleotides. RefSeq lists its product as uncharacterized. NCBI's taxonomy places the organism in Eukaryota, Fungi, Basidiomycota, Tremellomycetes, Trichosporonales, Trichosporonaceae. The record is from RefSeq and is a predicted model, not a curated record.